CCAUGGCUAGUCUGGCCGAUUUUCUUCUCAACUCGCGCGCACUAACACCUGACCAGAGGUCCCUCGUCCAACUGCUCCUCUCCUCCGCUGAAAGCCUCUCCCAAACCCUCGCCCGCCUCCUCAAGUCUCCCGAGGCUGACCCCGAGGCUGUUCCCGAAUCUGACGACGAGGAUGACGAGCCGCCGAGGCUGGAGCUUCGGGAAACGGACCUGCACCGAGAGGUUAGGGAGUGCGUUCGGCUGAUGGACGUGCACGCCAAGGAGAAGGGCCUGGCCUUGCUGUGCGGAAUCGACUCCGCCGUGCCGCAGUUCAUCCUCUCAGACGGCCCUGCCAUCCGCCAGGUUCUGCACAACCUCAUCUUCAACGCCGUGCAGCACACCGACAGGUGGGUGAAUGGUGCAUGUGUUUGUGCUGCUGGUUGUGGUGUUGGCCCUAGCACUGCUCCUGGUACUGAUUGGCGCCUCAAUAGACAGCUCACGCAGUUCAUCCUCUCUGACGGCCCUGCCAUCCGCCAAGUGCUCCACAACCUCAUCUUCAACGCCGUGCAGCACACCGACAGGUGGGUGGAAGGUGCUAUACAAGGAAGCGAAGGAGCACCGCGUGAAGCAACGCCGCAAGGACAGCACUUCCGUAGCCACCUUCCUGGAGAGGCACCAAUUACCUACUCUUUUCUGCAUCCCCUAUCCUCUCACCACUCAAAUGCCAUUCCUGCUCUCCUCAGGGGUGACGUGACAGUGUCAGUGCGCCUGGCAUCAGACAAGGAGGCAGAGGAGCAUCGGGUGAAGCAACGCCGCAAGGACAGCGCCGCGGUAGCCACCUUCCUGGAGAGCGAGAGCCACUACUUACCCGCACUCCCGUCCAUCCCUCUCCCUCUCACCUCUCAAAUACCCACACCCUCCCUCAGGGGUGACGUGACUGUUUCAGUGCGCCUGGCAUCAGACAAGGAGGCAGAGGAGCAUCGGGUGAAGCAACGCCGCAAGGACAGCGCCGCGGUAGCCACCUUCCUGGAGAGCGAGAGCCACUACUUACCCGCACUCCCGUCCAUCCCUCUCCCUCUCACCUCUCAAAUACCCACACCCUCCCUCAGGGGUGACGUGACUGUUUCAGUGCGCCUGGCAUCAGACAAGGAGGCAGAGGAGCAUCGGGUGAAGCAACGCCGCAAAGACAGCGCUGCCGUAGCCACCUUCCUGGAGAGACGCAGCAGCAGCACUCGCAGGGGAGGCGUGGGUAUGGGCGGAGGGGUAGCAGGGGAGGAUGGUGCAGGGCGGGAGGGCGAGGCAGGGUCGGUGCUUCUGCGAUUUGAAGUGCGGGACACGGGCAACGGGAUAAACGCAGAGCUACUUGCUGCCCUCGUGCAAGAGCUGGAAAAGAGCAAGCCAUCCCCAUCGUCCCUCGCCUCGUUCCUCCUGGGUCGCCCCUUCGCCACCACGGGCCUCGGCACAGUGCAUGCCCUCAUCUCCCACGCCCUCAUCCCCGCUCCUGGCACCGCUGCCGCCGCCGCUCUUGCCGCCAUCGCACCAUCGAUCGCAGGAGGAGCAGCCGGGGGAGGGGGAGGCGGAGCAGGGGCAGGCGGGGGGGCAGGAGGGGGGCUGGGGACAUUCAGCAGGUCGAGUAGUUAUUCGAGUGCGGCGGGGGUGGGGGUGGUGGGCGGGUGGGGAGCAGGAGCGGUGCAGUUGCAGAGCGAGGUGGGGAGGGGCACUUCUGUGGUUUGUUUCCUGCCAGUGCCGCUCGCGUCGUGCCAGAAUAUCACUCCUGAGGACCUCAAUCCGCACCAACCUCUCGACAUGGACGUGUGGACAGAGCUGCCUAAUGCGCGAAUACUCAUUGUCGAUGCCAACGACAUGCAUCGUCAGAUGGCGCUCUCUAUGCUUCGCUCGACGGGCGUCUCCUUUGACGUUGCCAGCUCCUCACAGGAAGCGCUCUCGCUCUUUGAACGCCGGCCCUUCGACCUCGUGCUACUGGACUGCUACCUGAACGGCCCAGUUGAUGGCUUCGCCACAGCCACUCUCCUGCGCCAACUAGAGGUUGACAUCGCCCUGAAGAAACACCUGCGCAGGAGCAGCAGCAACCGGAGCAACAGCAGCAGAAGCCCCUCCGCUGCCGCCGCUGCUGCUGCAGAGGGCCCAGGGACGGUGGUGGCGCGGGCGUGCAUUGUGGCGCUUACUCCAGGGACAGGGAACGAUGAGGAGGAGGAGGAGCGGUGCACGGCUGCUGGCAUGGACUAUUUCAUCCCCAAGCCGCUCCGACUGAGGGACCUGCACAUGGUCAUCAGGCAUCGACUGGAGGUGCUAGCUCCUUAUGUGCUUCCAGGGCACGCAGCUUCCCUUGUCCUCCUGGAAGCAGCCCCGUCCUCCUCUGACGAUUCUGAUGAUGAGGAUGACGAUGAUGCUGAUCAUAGUAACGGAUAUGGCAAAAACGAGGACAGCAGCACUGCCAGCAACUUGCAGGCGUGGAUGAACCACCUGGGCAGUGCGGCGGCACCUGAAGCGGCACCUGACGGGGCACCUGGGUUUUCACCUGGAGCGGCGGCAGCGGCGGCAGUGUCCGCAGCGGCGGCAGCAGGGGAUUAUGAAGCGCAGAGGUUACUGAUGGCUAGUGCUAUGCAGUCUCUUCCCCCUGACCUUGCUGGGGCCCUGCAGGACAUAGCAGGAGUUCUCUGGGAACUGGGCAGGCGAGAGGAGGAGAUAGAGGAGGAGGAGGAGACAGGGGGGGGCCUGGCCGGAGGAGGGAGAGGAGGAGGGGGGUUAGGCAUGGGAGGAGGUAUGGGAGGGGCAGAGCAGCAGGGAGGGGAGAUGCGAGGGAUGACAAUGCAGGAGAUUUGGGCGCAGGUGUCGGCUCGAGAGCGACUAGAGGGCACACGUGGGGGCAAUGAGGGGUGCAGCGAUGAUGAGGGUGGGGGCAUGGGCGCGAGUGCGGGGGCAAGGGGAGGAAAGACGGAAAGGGAUGAUGAGAGUGAGGAAGAGGAUGAGGAUGAUGAGGACGAGGAGGAGGAAGCGGCACGGCAAGCCAUGUUUGGAAUGGCCAAGUCAAAAACGUACACCUCCCGCCAGUACCAGCAGCAGUUGCUUCUAGAGGAUCUAGAGGAGCAGCAGCGGAAAGGGCAGCAGUUGGGGGGCCAGCAGCAGGGGCGCGGGCACUUAGAUGUGGGUGCCAGUGGGUUUGGAGGGAGUACCAGUGGGUUCGGAGGGGGUAUGGCCGCACCCCUCUCCCCCCACAUGCAGGCCUUUCAGGCUGCCCAACUUGGGCUGUUCGGGCAGUUCGGGCAGAUGGAUUUUUUCCAAGCUGCCCCAUCAGGUCCCGAAGCUGCAGCAGCAGCUGCCCUGGCAGCCACAUGGCCCAAAGCCAAUGGCGGCGCAGCAGCAAUGGAUGCUGGCGGGUCGUCGCAGGGUCGCAAUCGUCGCGCAGCUAUGCUCCCAGUGGUGUUCGCCCUCGGGAUUGUCGCAUUGUCGUCGGCGCUCUUGUAUCUGCAGGAAGCCGGCUCGCUUGGGAGGGGAGGAGGCAGCAACGCCGCUUGCGCCGUUUGGGAUGAUAAGGUGGUGCCUCUGGAAGAGCAAAUGGCGCAUCUAGACCAACAGCUCGCGGCCCUCACAGAGAGCAUCAGAGCUCACCAGCAGGCGUUGCUGGAUAAGGAGCAGUUACCGUCAGCUGCCACAGAUGCUGACGGGGCUGGUGCUGGCGCUGACGUGGCGUUUGGCGAUGCUGACCUGGCACGGCCGGCGCGGCGAGUGGCUCUUGACUUGGUUGAGAUCAUCGGCAAGACGCACAUGGAUGCCCCUCGUCUGAAGGAGAUGAUAGAGCCGAUGGCGAAGCGCGUGGGCAAGUGGGUGCAGGACAAGGUGCAGGACGCAUGCCAGCCCUGCCGCCCCUGCAACUCCACCAUCGUGCUCGUGGGCAAGCCCUGUCGGGUUAACGCCUUCCCCACAACGUGUCAAAGGAGGCUAUCCCCUGCUGAGGUGGAUGAUGACGAGGACUUGGAAGGGCCGAGCGACGACAGGGUGGAGGGGGAGGGGGAGGUGGGGGGAGCAACAAGGAGGAGGAGUUUAUUGGGGUGGAGUGGGGAGGACUUGGAAGGGCCGGAUGACGACAGGGUAGAAGGGGAGGGACGGGACGAGGAGCGGGGAGCAGGAAGGAGGAGUUUGUUGGGUUGGAGUGGGGAGGAUUUGGAAUGGCCGAGUGACGAUAGGGGCAAGGCGGGCAAGGGAGCAAGGGAAGGCGAGAGUGUGUGCAAGCGGGUGUCUCCUCUGCACGCCAUCCUAGCAGCAGAGUCAGUGGGGGAGAGGCGGCGGUUGGUGAAGGAGCAGGAGGAGAGGGAGAGGAAGCGGCCGCUGUGUCGGGAUGGCACGGCUGCAGGGUACUGGAAGGACUACAGCACGUGGGAGCCAUAUGCCUGCCGCUACAGGGAAUAUACCAAGAAGGAGGUGCGGGCGUGCCUGCGUCACAAGUGGGUGCACUUCUUUGGCGAUUCCACCACGCGCCACCUCGCGGCCGAGUUCUCCCGCUUAGCAGGCGUGCAGCGGCGGGCGUGGGACUCUGAUAAGAACCGCACGGCCCUCAUGGACACGGGGGAUGGGGAUGAGAACUCCCCGUUACCGAGGAUCACUUAUCUCUUUAGAGGGAAGAUGGCGCACCAGCGGCACCCCAUUGCAGGGGUGCCCCCGGAAAGAGACUUAAACAACGACUUCCUAGAGGCCUUCAGAGACUCUAACGUGAAGCAACCAGACACCAUGGUGAUGAGCAUCGGGGCGCACGAGGUGAUUGGGUGGACGAGGCGACCCCCGCCGGACCUGGACUUGCGCACGUUCAAGCGCGACACGGAGGAGGCGAUUGCACUGCUCAAUAGCACCUUCACCCGCGGGCAGCUGGUCUGGUGGAAGGCCCACUACAUCUGGCCAGGGAAAGUUGUAGGGCAGGAUUAUUUCACGGUGCGCACUUUCCACGAGCUAUACCAAGCAUAUGCAUUCCGGCGCAUGGCCCAACAGGGGUACACCAUGAUGGAUCUUUACCAGACGACUAAGGACAGAUACGACCAAGUCUUUAGAGGGGAUGGAGCGCACUAUGUAGGCCUGUGCUUGAAGCUUCACGUUCAGAUUCUGGCCAAUACCCUUUGCAACCAUUUGCACAAGUCGUA
Messenger RNA from Closterium sp. Yama58-4, 5128 nucleotides. Lineage: Eukaryota; Viridiplantae; Streptophyta; Zygnematophyceae; Desmidiales; Closteriaceae. The record is from the annotation of a GenBank genome assembly.